CUCGUUUCCAGUUAUCGUACUUAAGUUUUUACGUCCUUAAUUGUUUGUUCUUCGGUUGUUUUUCAGUUAUAUUAGGAACCAAGCACAAUGGAGGUGGACGGAAAUGCAGUUUUGGCGAAGGCACUAAAGGACCAGGGUAUCGAGUACGUUUUCGGCAUCGUAGGAAUCCCGGUCGUGGAGCUAUCCAUGGCCAUGCAGGCGGAGGGAUUGAAGUAUGUAGGGAUGCGCAAUGAGCAGUCGGCAUGUUACGCGGCACAGGCGAUCGGAUACUUGACGGGGAAGCCGGGCGUGUGUCUGGUUGUGUCGGGACCGGGUUUGCUGCACGUGACGGCCGGAAUGGCGAACGCACAGGUGAACUGCUGGCCACUGCUAGUGAUCGGUGGUUCAACCUCGCAGGAUCACGAAGGCAUCGGUGGGUUCCAGGAGUGUCCGCAGGUCGAACUAAGCCGACCGUACUGCAAGUACGCGGCCCGUCCACCCAGCAUCGGGCUAAUUCCGCUGCACGUCGAAAAAGCGGUCCGUCUAGCGUGCUACGGUCGCCCGGGUGCUGCGUACCUCGACUUCCCGGGCAAUCUGCUGACGGCUAAGGCCACCGAAGAUGCCAUACCCCCGCAGUACAGUCAUCCAAUGCCUCCGGUUGCGUUUCCCGAACCUUCGCUGGUUGAACAGGCGGCUCAGCUCCUCGCAACGGCCAAACGCCCGCUGGUGAUCGUAGGCAAGGGAGCGGCGUACGCGCGGGCAGAGCUUCAAGUGCGCCAACUGAUCCACCAAACGAACCUUCCCUUUCUGCCGACGCCGAUGGGCAAAGGGGUCGUCCCGGAUCUAGACCCGCAGUGCAUUGCUCCGGCCCGGACGCUGGCGUUGCAGAAAGCGGAUGUAGUGCUGCUGCUCGGCGCUCGCCUCAACUGGAUCCUGCACUUUGGCCGACCACCUCGCUACAGUGACGAUGUGAAGAUCAUUCAGGUGGACCUCAACCCGGAGGAGCUACACAACAGUGUGCUGAGCAGUGUGGCCGUGCAGUCGCACAUUCUGCCCUUCACCGAGCAGCUGAUCGAUGCGCUGGCGAAAAAGCACUUCCGGUUCGACGCACGCCAGCCGUGGUGGGUCGAUCUGAAGGCCAAGUACGACAAGAACCGAAAGGUGGUCGAAGAGAUGGCACUGAACACCGGCACGCCGUUGAACUACUACGCCGUGUUCCACCAUCUGCAGCAGUACAUUCCGAAGGAUGCGAUCAUCGUGAGCGAAGGGGCCAACACGAUGGACAUCGGGCGGACACUGCUGCACAACAAGCUGGCCCGCCACCGGCUGGAUGCGGGAACGUUCGGUACGAUGGGCGUGGGUCCCGGGUUUGCCAUUGCCGCGGCCCUCGUCUGCCGGGACAAGUUCCCGGGCAAGAAGGUGCUAUGUGUGGAGGGAGAUUCGGCGUUCGGGUUCUCGGGCAUGGAGCUGGAGACGAUGGUACGCUACCAGCUGCCGAUUGUAGUGGUGAUCGUGAACAACAAUGGCAUCUAUGCCGGGUUCGACAAGGAAACGUACGACGAUAUGCGAUCGGGCGGCGACUUGACGCAGGUAACACCGGCCUCGGCGUUAACCCACGAAACGCACUACGAGAACAUGCUGAGCAUGUUCGGUAUGAAGGGACACUUUGUGCGCACCAUUCCGGAGCUGCAGGCAGCCGUCAAGGAGGCACUAAUUCCCACAGACAGACCGAGUGUGAUCAACGUGAUCAUAAGUCCGCAGGCGGACCGUAAGCCGCAGGACUUUAAGUGGCUCACCGAGUCGAAGCUUUAACGAACGUGAGCCGUGCAUUUAUGAGGGAGACAAAAGGCGCUUAGCGCGGGUAUAUUUUAUUACUUAGACCAGUUCAUAACACAGAGU
Messenger RNA from Anopheles cruzii, 1878 nucleotides. It is a transcript of the gene Hacl, whose product is annotated as 2-hydroxyacyl-CoA lyase 1. The coding region runs from base 88 to 1791 and encodes 567 amino acids. Gene Ontology annotation, cellular component: peroxisome. The transcript is spliced from 4 exons. NCBI's taxonomy places the organism in Eukaryota, Metazoa, Arthropoda, Insecta, Diptera, Culicidae. The record is from RefSeq and is a predicted model, not a curated record. Gene Ontology annotation, biological process: fatty acid alpha-oxidation. Gene Ontology annotation, molecular function: catalytic activity; thiamine pyrophosphate binding; magnesium ion binding.